Prunus armeniaca (apricot) is the source of this 243-nucleotide messenger RNA. NCBI's taxonomy places the organism in Eukaryota, Viridiplantae, Streptophyta, Magnoliopsida, Rosales, Rosaceae. The record is from the annotation of a GenBank genome assembly.
AUGAUAUAUACGAUCAAUGGUGCAGUGGGUUUGGACCGGUGGGGACACGUCGUUUUUCAACACCAUAACGUGGAUCAAUCUCGUUUCCAUCGGCUGAGGGCUCCGAUUGUGGUUGCAUGUGGUGGUGAUCACCCCGUGAAGAUUUUGAUCUUUGGUGUUGUUGGCGAUGAUAGGGACGGUGAUGAUGAUGAUAAUGAUGAUGAUGAGAAUAGGAGUUUAUGGUGUGGCUGCUGCUGCCGAUGA